This is a messenger RNA of Arabis nemorensis, 252 nucleotides long. NCBI's taxonomy places the organism in Eukaryota, Viridiplantae, Streptophyta, Magnoliopsida, Brassicales, Brassicaceae. The record is from the annotation of a GenBank genome assembly.
AUGGGCUCUGUUCUUGUGGGGAGAAGAAGCUCUAGAGUUGGUGCGAGAGUUACACCUGAGACUGCUGAUAAGGAUGAGUGGUUUGUGGUUAAAGUAAUUCACUUCGAUAGAGAAACAAAAGAGGUGGGUUCAUUUAUGAGUCGAAAGUUAUUUUACGAGUCUAAAGUUGGUUCGAACUUUUAUCAGAGGAGACUGGAGAUGAUGAAGAAGGAAACGAUCGUAAAAGUUCAUGAGAAAACUUCUGACUUGUGA